Molecule: messenger RNA, 1431 nt
Organism: Artibeus jamaicensis (Jamaican fruit-eating bat)
Lineage: Eukaryota; Metazoa; Chordata; Mammalia; Chiroptera; Phyllostomidae
Gene: SRSF3
Product: serine and arginine rich splicing factor 3
Exons: 6
Coding region: 134-628 (164 amino acids)
Biological process (GO): mRNA splicing, via spliceosome
Cellular component (GO): nuclear speck
Molecular function (GO): RNA binding
Source: RefSeq, a predicted model, not a curated record
AGAAGGCGGUGGUCCGCCAUUUCGUGGACGCCUGGCAGGAGACGGUAUCUUGGGACCGGGGCGGAGAAGAGCGGAAGAACAGUUGGAAGGUGUGCGGAUUUAAGCCGCGGCGUCCCUAAUUCAAGAUCUCGAAAUGCAUCGUGAUUCCUGUCCCUUGGAUUGUAAGGUUUAUGUAGGUAAUCUGGGAAACAACGGUAACAAGACUGAAUUGGAACGAGCUUUUGGCUAUUAUGGACCACUCCGAAGUGUGUGGGUUGCUAGAAACCCUCCCGGCUUUGCUUUUGUUGAGUUUGAAGAUCCCCGAGAUGCAGCCGAUGCUGUCCGAGAGCUAGAUGGGAGAACACUAUGUGGCUGCCGAGUAAGAGUGGAACUGUCGAAUGGUGAAAAGAGAAGUCGAAAUCGUGGCCCACCUCCCUCUUGGGGUCGUCGCCCUCGAGAUGAUUAUCGGAGAAGAAGUCCUCCACCUCGUCGCAGAUCUCCAAGACGGAGAAGCUUCUCCCGCAGCCGGAGCAGGUCCCUUUCUAGAGAUAGGAGAAGAGAGAGAUCACUGUCUCGGGAGAGAAAUCACAAGCCGUCCCGAUCUUUCUCUAGGUCUCGUAGCCGAUCUAGGUCAAAUGAAAGGAAAUAGAAGACCAGUUUUCAAGAGGAGUGGUGUACAGGAAAUAACUUCAUUUGACAGGAGUAUGUACAGAAAAUUCAAGUUUUGUUUGAGACUUCAUAAGCUUGGUGCAUUCUUAAGAUGUUUUAGCUGUUCACCUUUGUCUUGGAAGAGUCACAUAAAGAUGUAAUUCUCUAUGGUUUGAAAUGGAUCAUAUGAGGCAUGUAAUACCAAGAAUUGUUACUUUACAAUGUCCCCUUAAGCAGAAUUGGUUUUGCUUUGAACUUUAGUCUUGCAUAGACUGAUAAUAAAUUUCUUAACUCCUCCCAGCUAGAGUGUGAUGUAUAGUAUUAUGGCAACUAAACUGGCAAAAACUGAACUGAAGACUUUGCAUAGCUGGGAUAUAACAUGCAGCAGUAGUAGAACAAGCAGCCUUCAGAAGCUGCCUGAACACAAGCCAGCAGGAAAAAUUAAAGCUGCACCCUUAAAUUAGAUUAGAGGUUUAAAAAAAUCCGACUAGUCUUUACACUGGGCAGAGAUUGUCCAGUUAGUAUAGAACCUAAGAAGUUUCAAGAAAGUUAGUUUACCUUUCUUUGCUUUAGGUCAUAAAUUUCUUAAUGUGAUUGCUGUAUAUGAAUACAUAGCUCUUUGUAACAUUAUUCAUUUGGAAAUUUGAAUUUGAGACUUCAAGAUACCAGUGUCCUGACAGUUUAAGGGUACAUUGUAGAGCUGAACCUUGAGUUACUGUGCAAAAGUUUUUUUCAUGCUGUCAUUUGUAAUAUGUUCUGUGAGAAUCCUUGGGAUUAAAGUUUUGGUUACAAAUUGUUGUUUAA